UGGUCGACUCCAGUGGUCAAACCCAGUUUUUGUCGCUGAAUAACCAUAAAAAUUGGUCAUGUAGACAGAGACAGCACUAAAGGGAAGAUAAGUGUCAUCCCCAGAGAUUACCACACCAGUUUCCUGCAGACAGCGAGCUCUUCCCUGCUCAGUGCUGUCAGACCGUGUCCGCCGUGCAGGAAACACGUGCACAUUGAAACAGCUGUUGAUCACCAGACACUCUUUCUGGAAGCCCGUGCAGGGAGCGAGGAUGUGCUCGGUUAUGAGCAGGGUGAAUCCAGCCCAGCGGGUUGUGUCUGUGGCGCUGCGUCUCCGGCCGAACGCCCCGGGCUCGAGUUGCGCCGCAGCCCGGAGAGGACGCCUCUGUCCCGGCUUGACUUCUGCCGCUGAGCCGCUGCGACUCACCAGCAGGUGGUUCUCCUCCAGGGCGGCGGUGACCCAAGGACUGCUCUUCAGACAACUGUUUGAGGCAGAAAGCAGCACAUACACCUACCUGCUUGCAGACACUGACACCAAGGAGGCGGUCAUCAUCGACCCCGUGCUGGAGACCAUAGACAGAGAUCUGCACCUCAUUAAUCAACUGGGGCUCAAUCUAAAAGUGGCAGUAAACACCCACUGCCAUGCAGACCACAUUACCAGCACAGGGCUGAUGAAGAAGAGACUGUUCGGAUUGAAGAGUGCUAUCUCCAAAUUCAGUGGUGCCUCUGCAGAUAUCUUCUUAUCAGAGGGGGACAAGAUCACCUUUGGAAAACAUUCACUUACUGUGAGGGAAACGCCGGGUCACACAGACGGGUGUGCAACCCUGGUGUUGGGGGAUCAGAGCAUGGCUUUCACUGGAGACACACUGCUCAUUAGAGGCUGUGGCAGGACAGACUUCCAGCAGGGUUGUUCUAAAACACUUUACGAGUCGAUCCAUCAGAAGAUCUUCACAUUGCCGGAUGAGUGCCUCGUCUACCCAGCGCAUGACUAUUUAGGUCAGACUGUCUCCACAGUCGGUGAGGAGCGCAAGUUUAACCCCCGCUUGACAAAGAGCUUGGAGGACUUUGUGAAUAUCAUGAAAAACUUGAAUCUUCCCAAACCAGCAAAAAUAGACAUUUCAGUACCUGCUAAUCUGGUUUGUGGAUUACACGGGCUUUGAAUGCUCUGCGAAAGAAACAUUCUUAUACCAUCACUGACAUGGUUGCAGUGAUACAUGUUCAUGCUUCCUUUUUAAUAAGAUUCACCUAAACUGCUUACCAUAAAGUGCUUUAUGAUGGUUUAGGAAAUCUGUGUAAAUUUGGUUAGGUGUAGUUAUUCAGUGACACUAAUGAGCUCCCUAAUGUUAAAAAAUAAGAAUGCAUGAAUGUCUUUUUUAAAUGAAAAUAUUAAUUAUUAAUAAAUUAAUAAUCAUUUGUAUAGAAAAUGAAAUAUAUUUUUGUAUUGUGCUUAAAUUGCAUUUGAACAUUAUUUACUGUAUUCAGCUUUUCUAUUAUGAAUUGUUGAAAUGGGGGGAAUAUUUUUGAGAAGGGAAGCUCAAAUAGGAAUGUUCCAUUCAAGGUUCGGUUUAGUAUUCAUGAAUGCUUUACUGGGACAAGUGAGUUCUUCCACACGGCCUUUUCAGUGACUGCAGGCUUCCCCCGAGCCAAGGACACACUCGUUGACACCAGGCCCCCAGUCUCGCGCUCAGCAGGCACGCCGAUUUUUUCCAGUGGCCAGCCGCGGUACUGCAACAAAAAAUCCCAUGGGGCCCAGAAAGCUUUUUUCCCAUAGACCGCAAUAGUAAAAGAGAAGCCUCUAAAACUGUUCACAGGACACCUCCAGCUGUAAUCACCACCAAUUACUAAUCUUUGUAUUCUAUAUUUUUAAGUCAUGGACUUUAUAUCCGUCAAAAAUGUUUUAUAACGGCCAGAAAAGUCAAAGAAAAGUCUCUUUCUGGGCGUGACGUCACGGCUGUGCCGUGCACUCGCAAAGCGCGGUCGUGUGUGUCUCGGGAACGCGGAUGGCUGAAACUAAGCCGUUCGGCGGAAUAAUCACUCAGAAACACAUUGCAUUGCCAAUUUGCACCAAACAGAAAUGUUUAAUAGCAAGAAUAAUAAUGGUUUGUCAUUCUUGUACUUAAACAUUUCCGUUGUAGCCAACGGUGUAUGGUUUGUGAAAAUAAGAUAUCAGGCAGGAAUAACACAAGUCUAAGACCCUGUCCACACGUAGCCGGGUAUUUUUAAAAACGAAUAUUUCCCCCCCUCCGUUUAUAAAAACAUUUGCAUCCACACAUAACCGAAGAUCUGCGUUUUCGACCACAUUCAUAAGCAUUCUAAUGAUCCUGUAGAUCAUCUGCGGCUCCGCGGUGGCGCAGGUGUGGGUGUUUCCACUGAGAUCCUCCUGCACACACACACCUAACGCACUUCAAAUAUGUAUUCUUCUGUUGCUUUUUCAUUUGGAGGCAGCGCCCUGCACGGGACUAAAUGAGGGUCAAUAUUAACAAAAUGAGCUUGUGGCGUGAGAUCCCCACCUCACAAUAAAACUGACCUCCAUCAGGUUUGAGCAAACGUGCAGGGAGAGAGAUGUGUCGUAGUUGUUGCGACGGUGCCGUGGAGUUUUAGAUGUCAUGUGUUUAACAUCAUCUUAACCCUUAAUCCUCAGUUUAUUUUAUGGCAGUGCUCCCGGGGAAGCUGCACCUCCGCAGCUCCGCGGGCACUGCGAAGCCGGGCAGUGCCCGCAGGGCAGUGGGCAGUGGGCAGUCCGCGGCUCCGCGGCUCCUACGCCGUAGGGUGCGCGGAGCCGCGGAGCCUACGGCGUAGCCUCUGUGUAACGCAGUAAAUUAACCACAUUUAAACAUAAUAUUUGACAUAUUUAAACAUAAUACUUGACAAAACUUGUAAUACAAAAAAUAUUUGUCUUAAUGUAAGUAAUAAACUUGGGAAGUUUCAUGGUGAUACCUGCUAUUUACAUUUUUACCCUAUUUUAGCCUAUUAACCUGGGGUGUCUCAUCUUAAAUAAAAAUGACUCGUUUUAUCUUUAAUUAAAAAAACACACACAAAUGAACCAUGUAUAGUCUAUAACCAUGACUUUGAGAACAGCAUCGGUUGAUUUGCCCUAUAAAUCCCUAAUUUCAUUGUGUACAUCUAUCAUUACCGGUCUGAAGGACUCAUGAGCGCGCAGCGCUUGUCCAGAGCGCGCAGCGCUCGUUCACAUUGCCCCGGGGCAUGAUGGGAGGCCCCAGAGCAUCAUGGGAGGUGACUCAACUGCGCAUGCUCUAUGGGCCCGUGUACCAGGAAGUAAACCAGGAAGUCAGAAAUUUUUUCGGCGGAUGCGCUGGGUGAGCAAACUCCAUUGAAAUGAAUGGGCGGCCAUUUUCGAUCCGGUAUCCAGUUAUAUAAUACAUCCAUGGUUGACACGCUCAGCAGUCAAACUGCUACCGGCUCAGGCUUCUUUGCAUUGUAUGAAAAUAAAUGCACAACAUUUGCAUUAAAAAUCAAUAAAGAACCAGUUCCAUUGUAGUAAUUGAA
Molecule: messenger RNA, 3485 nt
Organism: Cololabis saira (Pacific saury)
Lineage: Eukaryota; Metazoa; Chordata; Actinopteri; Beloniformes; Belonidae
Gene: ethe1
Product: ETHE1 persulfide dioxygenase
Exons: 7
Coding region: 251-1138 (295 amino acids)
Biological process (GO): hydrogen sulfide metabolic process; glutathione metabolic process
Molecular function (GO): sulfur dioxygenase activity
Source: RefSeq, a predicted model, not a curated record